Laccaria bicolor S238N-H82 is the source of this 213-nucleotide messenger RNA. RefSeq lists its product as uncharacterized. The record is from RefSeq and is a predicted model, not a curated record. Bases 1 to 213 code for a protein of 70 amino acids. Lineage: Eukaryota; Fungi; Basidiomycota; Agaricomycetes; Agaricales; Hydnangiaceae. The transcript has a single exon.
AUGAACGAGGUCAUCGAGGGGCUCAAUGGGAGAGGUGUACCGGUUAACGAAUCCUCGACCGCCCCAGGACAAGUGCUGAUGUCACUGAAGGGGAAUCUUUGUAACGGGGGCAUCUAUCCUUGGAGGAAAUGUCAGAACUCCUCGCAUCACAAUAAAAAAUCUUGUGAGGCGCGCACCUUGGCAUUUGUGAUUACUUUUUCCUCGUAUUCUUAA